AUGGCCAGUGUAUCAUAUCAAAUAGCAAAUCUGCUUGAGAAGAUGACGUCUAACGACAAAGACUUCAGAUUUAUGGCUACAAAUGAUUUGAUGACAGAACUUCAGAAAGAUAGUAUAAAGCUUGACGAUGACUCCGAAAGAAAAGUUGUAAAAAUGUUGCUUCGUUUACUCGAAGACAAAAAUGGAGAAGUUCAAAAUCUAGCCGUAAAAUGUCUUGGACCUCUCGUUAACAAAGUAAAGGAGUUCCAAGUAGAAGGUAUCGUGGAAACUCUUUGUGCAAAUAUGCUGUCAGACACUGAACAGUUAAGAGAUAUAAGCAGCAUUGGCUUGAAAACUGUGAUAUCUGAACUUCCACUAGGCUCAAAUACACUAGCUGCUAAUGUUUGUAAAAAAAUUACUGGGAAACUCAGCAGUGCUAUUGAAAAGCAAGAAGAUGUAUCUGUGCAGUUGGAAGCACUUGAUAUAUUGGCAGAUUUGCUUAGUAGAUUUGGAGGUCUAUUGAUAUCUUUCCAUCCGAUGCUAUUAAAUUCUUUACUACCACAACUUUCAUCACCACGUCAGGCUGUCCGUAAGCGCACAAUAGUGGCAUUGUCACAUUUGGUGAUGUCAUGUAAUGCCUCACUUUAUAGUAAACUUAUUGAUCAUUUGCUGGAAGGCCUGAGUUCUUCAACGUCAGCUAGUGUCAGCCGCACUCACAUACAAUGUAUUGCAUCUGUAUGUCGUCAAGCAGGUCAUCGAUUUGGUGAACAACUUUGGCGUGUAGCUCCACAAGUUCUAGAGCAUUCUACUGAUGCUGACGAGGAAUUACGUGAACAUUGUCUUCAAGCACUUGAAGCAUUUGUUCUUAAGUGUCCUAAAGAAGUACAAACUCAUAUCCCAACUAUUAUAGAUCUGUGCCUGAAAAUGAUCACUUAUGAUCCGAACUACAACUAUGAAGAUGAGGAAGGAGGUGGAGGAGGUGAAGAUGAGGAGAUGGAAGAUGAAUCGAUUGAACCUGAUGCAGAAGCAGAAUCUGACUCUGAAGAAUACUCUGAUGAUGAUGACAUGUCUUGGAAAGUACGACGUGCUGCAGCCAAGUGCUUGGAAUCCGUAAUAGCAACAAGACAUGAGCUUUUGGCAGAAAUGUAUCAAACUGUUUCGCCUGCAUUGAUCGCAAGAUUCAAAGAACGUGAGGAAAACGUUAAAUGCGAUAUUUUAAGUGCUUACACAGCCCUCCUGAGAGCCACACGUCCGCCUCCAGCAUUACAAAUGCCUAUUGCUCCAUCUGAUGACUCUCCUCAGGCUUUGCUUUUGCAAAGGGUGUCGGGCGUGGUGCGCGGCGCGCUGCGCGUGAUUCGCGGGCGCAGCGUACGCGCGCGCGGCUACGCACUGGCGCUGCUGCGAGAACUGCUGGCCGCCGCGCCCGGCUGCCUCGCCGACCACGCCGCGCGCGUCAUCCGCGCCCUCACGCCCGCGCUCACGGACAAAAGUACCUCAUCGUCCAUGAAGAUCGAAACCUUAGUGUUCAUAGUAUGCCUUGUCCGUGGACACCCAGUUGAAACCAUGCGGCCCCAUGUAGCCGCUCUGAUGCCCGCCGUCUUGGCCAGUGUUCAUGAUCCGUUCUAUAAGGUCACUGCUGAAGCGCUCAGGGUUCUACAGACACUGGUGAAAGUCAUGCGUCCUUUGGAUCAUGUGGAGAACAUAGGCGAAGAGGAGGUCGAAAUCGAGCCGCCGCCGCCGGAGUUGCAGCAGUUCAUCCCGGCCAUGUACGAGUGCACGCUGGUGAGGCUGCGUGCCACCGAUAUGGACCAGGAAGUGAAGGAGCGUGCCAUUGCCGCCUGCGGUCAGCUGCUCUGCCACUUCGGGGACUACUUGCAGAAUGAACUUACUAUCUGCUUACCAAUUUUGCUGGAAAGACUACGUAAUGAGAUAACUCGCCUUACUACUGUAAAAGCUCUAACCAAAGUGGCAUCUUCUCCACUCCGAAUUGAUCUUAGGCCUAUUUUGUCUGAUGUAGUACCCAUCUUAGGCUCAUUCCUGAGAAAGAAUCAGAGGGCACUGAAGUUAUCAACAUUGGUGCUGCUAGAUACUCUAGUCCAAAAUUACAGUAAUGAUAUUAGCAUAGAGCUUCUAAGUAAGGUGCUGGUGGAGGUGCCGGCGCUGGUGUGCGAGUCGGACCUGCACUGCGCGCAGACGGCGCUCACGCUGGUGCGCGGCGCCUGCAUGCGCUGCCCCGCCGCGCUCACGCCCGAUGCGCGCCAAGCGCUCACGCCCAACAUCCUCGCGCUCGCCAAGUCCCCGCUGCUGCAAGGCGGCGCGCUGAAGGCGAUGCUUGGCGUGCUGAGCGCGCUGGUGGCGGCGGACGUGGCGGGCUGCUCGCGCCGCGAGCUGUUGGCGCUGCUGGUGGCGCCCGUGCAGCGCGUGCACGACCACAACGCCUCCGCGCACCACAUCAAGCAGGCGUUCCACUCGCUGGCGAAGUGCGUGGCGGCGGUGGUGGUGUCGGGCGGCGCGGACGCACUGGACGUGGUGCGCGGCUUCCUGCGCGACGCUGCGCACCCGCCCUCCGAUGCGCACCACAUGUUCGCGCUGCUCGCCGUCGCCGAGAUCGGACGCCGCCUAGACCUAAGCUCAAUACCGAAUCUAAAAGAGGUGUUAUUGAAUUCAUUCACACCUUCGUCGGAGGAGGUGAAGUCUGCUGCGAGCUAUGCCUUGGGUUCCGUGGCCGUUGGCAACUUGCCUGAGUUUCUGCCUUUCAUACUUGGAGAGAUAGAGGCACAACCCAAACGACAAUAUCUGUUAUUGCAUUCUCUAAGAGAGAUAAUAUCUUGUGAAUCUUGCACACCAGAAGGUAUUGAAGCGUUAAGGCCAUUUAUUCCAGAAAUUUGGGUUCAACUUUCAAAACACUGUCAAUGUGCAGAGGAAGGAUCUCGUAAUGUAGUCGCUGAAUGUUUAGGAAAGUUAUGUCUUCUAGAACCUCAAGACUUAUUACCACAUUUGAAAGAAUUCCUCAAGUCGCCUGAACCACUCACAAGAACAACUGCUGUAACUGCUGUUAAAUUUACUAUAUCAGAUCAGCCGCAGGCCAUCGAUCCCCUGCUGCGCGCGUGCAUGUCGGAGCUGAUGGUGCCGCUGCGCGACGAAGAGCUGUGCGUGCGCCGCGUGGCGCUCGUCGCAUUCAACUCGGCCGCGCACAAUAAGCCAUCGCUGGUCCGUGACCUGUUGCCCGCGUUGCUGCCCACCAUCUACAGCGAGACCAAGGUCAAGGUGAGCACGCCUGCACUAGCCUGGUGUACACAUAGCACGUUCAACUCGGCCGCGCACAAUAAGCCAUCGCUGGUCCGUGACCUGUUGCCCGCGUUGCUGCCCACCAUCUACAGCGAGACCAAGGUCAAAGUGAGCACACCUGCACUAGCCUGGUGUACACAUAGCACGUUCAACUCGGCCGCGCACAACAAGCCCUCGCUGGUGCGCGACCUGCUGCCCGCGCUGCUGCCCACUAUUUACAGCGAGACCAAGGUCAAAGUGAGCACAUCUGCACUCUACCCUGGUGUACACAUAGCACGUUCAACUCUGCCGCGCACAACAAGCCCUCGCUGGUGCGCGACCUGCUGCCCACCAUUUACAGCGAGACCAAGGUCAAGCACACGUAGCACGUUCAACUCGGCCAAGCACAACAAGCCCUCGCUGGUGCGCGACCUGCUGCGCGCGCUGCUGCCCGCGCUGCCUGCCCACCACUUACAGCGAGACCAAGGUCAAGGUGAGCACGCCUGCACACUGUACCCUGGUGCAUACGUAGCACACGUAGCACGUUCAACUCGGCCGCGCACAACAAGCCCUCGCUGGUGCGCGACCUGCUGCCCACCAUUUACAGCGAGACCAAGGUCAAGCCGCACACGAAAGACCUCGCUGGUGCGCGACCUGCUGCCCGCGCUGCUGCCCAACAUCUACAGCGAGACCAAGGUGAAGGUGAGCACGCCUGCACUGUACCCUGGUGCAUACGUAGCAUACGUAGCACGUUCAACUCGGCCGCACACAAAAGACCUCGCUGGUGCGCGACCUGCUGCCCGCGCUGCUGCCCACCAUCUAUAG
This is a messenger RNA of Parnassius apollo (apollo), 4071 nucleotides long. The record is from the annotation of a GenBank genome assembly. Lineage: Eukaryota; Metazoa; Arthropoda; Insecta; Lepidoptera; Papilionidae.